AUGGCUUGCCUGAACAAGCUUGCAAUUCGUGGAAUAAGGUCGUUUGACGAUAAACAGAUAUCAGUCAUUGAGUUCUUCACUCCAGUGACUGUGAUCGUCGGGCCAAAUGGAUCAGGAAAGACUACGGUUAUUGAGUGUCUCAAGUAUGCGACGACGGGAGACCAACCUCCGAAUACUCGUGGCGGCGCCUUUGUGCACGACCCUAAGAUGGCGAAUGAGAAGGAGGUCAAGGCUCAAGUGAAGUUACGUUUCAAUGCGGCGAACGGGACACGUAUGCUGGCUGUGCGCAACCUCUCAGUGACUAUGAAGAAGAACAACACUAUGACUAUGAAGACACUUGAGAGUAUUCUAGCUUUGGCGGACAGCAGUGCGGAAAAGGGUGGGAAGAGAGGCGUCAUAUCAACCAAGUGCGCUGAGAUUGAUACCGAGAUACCUCAUCUCUUGGGUGUUUCCAAAGCUGUCCUUGAGAACGUCAUUUUCUGCCACCAAGAGGAUUCGUACUGGCCACUUGCAGAGCCCUCAAUUCUGAAGAAAAAAUUCGAUGAUAUCUUCGAGGCCACAAGAUAUACCAAGGCGCUCGACGCUAUCAAAGCUCUGCGUAAGGAACGUGUGGCCGAGUUGAAGGCUGAGAAGGAGCGACUUGAGUCUUUGUCAAAGGAGAAAGCUCACGCCGAUAGGCUGAAGUCUCGUCUAUCAGACUUGACCGCCAACAUCGCGUCCAAGGAGAUAGAGUACGACCGGACAAAGAAAGAGUAUGAGCAGCUUGUCCUCGCGAACAAGAAAUUCUACGACUACGCCACUCAGUUCCGAGAAUUGUACCUCAAGAUUGAAAAUCUGGAGCAGAACAGAGACCGAUACAAGAGUGAAUUGGAAGCCGCGAAGGAGAACGUACGAGAAGUCGAAGGUACCGAGGAGGAGCUGCAAGCCCGCCUGAACACGUUCGCCGACCAUAUAGCGCAGCAAAAGGAGCGGGCUAAGCAGGAAGAAAUUAAACGGCAAGACCUUGAGGAGGAACUCGCGGCCGCGAGAAAAGCGCAUGUGCAGCUCAUCAGCCAGCAAGGUAGCCUUGUCGCUGAGCAGAGAGCGCAAGAACAACGUCUAGCCGAUCGCGAGGAGCUCGUACGUGAGCUUAGCACCAAGUACGAGCUGAAGGGCUUCGACUACUCUCCCCUGGAAAAGGAAAAGGUGGCGGAAUUUACUUCGCGACUAAGUGACCUCCUGAGGCGAGAGACCAUGGAGGCCGAGAAGAUCCAGGAAGAGGCGAAUACUAGGAACAAGGAGUAUCAGGAGCGAUCACGGCAGCUGCACGCAGACUUGGAGCGCCUCAGACAGAUGAAGGCUACCUUGCGUAAUCAGAUCUCAACCCUUCAAGCUUCAAUAGCCAGCAAUGAAUCGCAGCUCGACGCUUCUCAGACCAUCAAUGCUGAACUCCGCGGUUUGUCCACUGACAUGGAAGAGAAGAAGACUCGCCUAGAAAAGCUGAAGGCUGACAUCAAGAGCAACAAUUAUGAUGAACGUGUAGCGGAGAAGUCGACAAAGAUUCGCAGUAUGGAGGACCAGAAGGAGGCUCUGAGUCAAGAAUUGAGGUCAUUGAGUCUGCAAGCAGACAUGCGAGCACGACUAGAUAUCAAGAGGACCGAAGAAAAGAGCAAGGCGGCUGAAGUCCGCAAUAUUCUGGAGUCCCAUAAUGCCAAAUUCAGAGCCCUCACUGGUGCCGAUGCAAAUGCUGCUACUAUGGAGCGAGAGCUUGAGCGAGCAUCUAUCGAGAAGGACCGAGAGCUCAUAGAGCUCGAAACACAACAUAAUGCCGCGAAUAGGGAUCUCCAGCAAGCCCAAACAACUCUCUCCACUCUUAAGGUUCAGCUGAAGACGAAACGCGACGAGGUGAAAGUCCUGGAGAAGAAGUUGAAGGAGGGCCUGGAUUUACAUGAUAGCGUGGAUGCCGCCAUCAAAGAAGCCACCAUUGAGCUCAACAUGCGA
Molecule: messenger RNA, 1980 nt
Organism: Gloeophyllum trabeum ATCC 11539
Lineage: Eukaryota; Fungi; Basidiomycota; Agaricomycetes; Gloeophyllales; Gloeophyllaceae
Exons: 10
Biological process (GO): telomere maintenance via telomerase; double-strand break repair; chromosome organization involved in meiotic cell cycle
Cellular component (GO): condensed nuclear chromosome; Mre11 complex
Molecular function (GO): ATP hydrolysis activity; double-stranded telomeric DNA binding; G-quadruplex DNA binding
Source: RefSeq, a predicted model, not a curated record